Molecule: messenger RNA, 744 nt
Organism: Blepharisma stoltei
Lineage: Eukaryota; Ciliophora; Heterotrichea; Heterotrichida; Blepharismidae
Source: the annotation of a GenBank genome assembly
AUGUUGACUAUCGGCUCAAGACUGUUUGUGUUAGUCAAAAGAUACUUAAUAAUCAAAAUUCUUAAAAAAGAGCCGCCACCUCUAGGUUUUGACCCAGAUUACAACCCAUUGUUAAUCCAGGAUUUAUUUGUAGAUGACCCUUGCACAAUCCCAUUUAAAGUCACAACUGAUGGAAAUCGUGUUUUUGAUGGAAAUUACUCAAUUGAAGUAAGAUUUAUAGAAGACCACAAAUUUCGAACGCCAACUCUUAUAAAUGUAUUUCAUUGAGAUUUAGAAAUAAAAUACCAAAAGCUGAUCUUAAUUGUGAAAACCGCACAUAUCCUAAAUCCAAUGCGAUUCAAUUGAAAUACUGACGACAUCCAUACAAACCCAGAAAUUUACAAUAUCCUAGAAAAUGUCAAUAGCGCUAAAUAUAGAGCUGGGAUCAUGCCAAUGCCUCAAAACCUCUGCCAAACUGUUUCUUCCUCAAAAGAAAAUAAACAAAAAUUCAAAGAAGUAAAACACUAUGAAAUUAUUGAUUGCGAAAACGACAAUGAACACCCGCAAAUGCUUAUAGAGACGAUUUUAUAUGAAAAUAAAGAAAAUUUAUGUAGCACUGAGUUAAACGCACGAAUGUCUGGAGACAUGAUACCGCUUCAAGACACACUAGAAAGCCAUUCUAAUACCAAAUCAAAUGCACAGAUAAUUGAGCAGUUCCCAAUGUGGGCGAUCAAUUAUUUGAAGUAUAAAUACAAUGUCCGAUAA